Messenger RNA from Glycine soja, 390 nucleotides. RefSeq lists its product as uncharacterized. The record is from RefSeq and is a predicted model, not a curated record. Gene Ontology annotation, molecular function: nucleic acid binding. Lineage: Eukaryota; Viridiplantae; Streptophyta; Magnoliopsida; Fabales; Fabaceae. Bases 1 to 390 code for a protein of 129 amino acids. The transcript has a single exon.
AUGGCCUCUAAUAGGAAGGAUUGGUCCCUCAAAUUGGAUGAUGCUUUAUGGGCAUAUAGAACUGCAUUUAAGACUCCGAUAGGCUUAUUGUCGUUUCAAAUGGUUUAUGGCAUGUCUUGUCACUUACCUAUGGAGAUGGAACAUAAAGCUUAUUGGGCCUUAAAAUUUUUGAACUUUGAUGAAGCCGCAUCUAGAGAGCAAAGGAGGCUACAACUAUUGGAGUUGGAAGAAAUGAGAUUGACUGCAUAUGAAUCUUCAAGGCUGUAUAAAGAGAGGGUUAAAACUUACCAUGAUAAAAAGCUGCUAAAGAAGAAUUUUCAACCAGGACAACAGGUGCUACUAUUCAAUUCAAGGCUGAAAUUGCUCCCUGGGAAGCUUGUUAGUCAGUGA